GGGCCGCGAGAGUCACCAGGCCCCUCCUUUCCGCCCUCGGCCGGAGCGGAGUGUGCGGGUUCGCGGCGCGGCGCGGCCGGCCGGAGAGCGAGGCAGUGCAGCGGCCGCCGAGGCGCCGGGGGAGUUCAGACUGGGAAGCAAGAAGUCUUAGGACUAGAGGGAGGAGACCCAGGCCGCACUGGCCUUUCCGUUGCACACGGUUUUAGUGUGUUCUGUUCAACUGUUCAGCGAUUUUGAGUGAUUUCUCAAUGUGGAGGAUUUACAUGAGUGCUGGGAUUACAGGCACGAGCCAGGCACGGUGGAGGCUGAAGUGGAGGAUUACCAUGGGCCUGCGACCAGCCUAGACAGUGAGUGACAGGACAACUUGGGCUAUAGGUUUGAGCCUUCUAUUUUGAUUUUGAGAUUGAGUUCAGAGGAAGUUCAAAACCUACUGAGAGAGUCUAUGGAGUGAAGAAGACAGAUAUUUAAGGAAAUUAUGAGUCGAGGAUCUCAAGUUCACAUUUUUUGGGGUGCUCCAGUUGCUCCACUGAAAAUGACGAUAUCACAGGGAACAGCUUCCUUAAUGUCCACUGCCAACACCUGGGAACAAAUCCAACUUUUAUACAAACAGCAUUCUUUAUAUCUGAAGGCUGAAAAUCAGGAGCUUCAAAAUCCGAAAGACUACCAAAUCCCAGAAACUGCUGGCCCUCCAGAUGUUCUUAGUGGUCACCUUUCAACAACUUAUGUGACUAGGUCUGCGCAGGUGGAAGAUGGUUUCAUCUGUUGUGCUUCUGAAACACAGAGUGUAAAGUCCCAGAAGAUGAAUCCCUCAGGCCGGAGUGGUAUGACUAAUGUGCAGAUAUGUGAAUUUAAGGACAGAGUUCAGCAUUUACCUGAAGAAGAAAAAUAUCAGAAGUUUCAGUGUGAAAAUAUGAAACUUAGAGAUGAGCAGUCUAAAAACCAGUCAAAUCCCUGUGUUCAGAACUUUCAAGCAGAUUUGCUUCCAUUAGAUCAUAAAUGUACAGCUGAAUUGGAUUUGGACUGUUGUACUGAACAGAUUACUAUAGGGCCAGAGGCUGUGAGAACAAAGCCUGUGCCAACUGUACAUGAAAGACAGAGUCAGGAGACCGUUUUCUCUGACACAAAGCCUGAGCCAGGGUCUGAGGGAGCAGUCGGGAAGGCCUCAGACCAGAAAGUGUCUACUGACACUGAGUUUCUCAGUAUAAUGACCUCCAGCCAGUGUGCUUUUCUAGCUCAAGGGAACAAUAAAGGGCAAGACUGUCCAAAUAAAGGGACUAUAAACAUGGGGAUGGAACCCACAGGAAGUCCAGAAGGAAGACUAGCUGAAGAUAAUCUUGUUAAGCCCAGGGACAAUUCUGAAAACGAGUCUGAGAGUGAGCAGAGCCAGGCGUAUUCCCUGGAACUUUUUAGUCCUGAAUCAGAAAGCAGUCAUGUUAACAGAAACCCUGGAAAAAGUCUUGAAAGUAAUAUAAGUUCACAAGAUCUUUUCAGUAAUGAAGAAAACCCCCCACCAAAUGAGGUAUGCAUUGAGUUGUGUGGCUCAGGAAUACUGUGUUCCCAACUGAGUACUUUCCACCAAGGUGCUGCUAAAAGAAGCCGGUCCUCUAAAGAUAAUUUCCAUCAUUCUAAAGCUCGUUCGGAAGUCCGUCAAGUAUCCAAGAAGCCAAAGAUGGACUCUACUACAAGAGAGUCGGCCAAAACGGCGCCCCAGAGGAUCAUGUCUGAAUUUAAGGCCAUUAAAAAAAUAUCACUAAUAAAAGACUGUGACUCUAAAAGUCAGAAGUAUAACUGCUUAGUCAUGGUGCUAACCCCGUGCCAUGUGAAGGAAAUAAACGUAAAAUCUGGACCAAAUUCUGGUUCUAAAGUGCCCUUAGCAACAGUUGUAGUAAUUGAUCAAUCAGAAGUGAGGAAGAGAGUUGUUCUGUGGAGGACUGCAGCAUUUUGGGCACUUACAGUGUUUCUUGGGGAUAUCAUUUUAAUUACAGAUGUUACUGUUUAUGAGGACCAAUGGGUUGGUGAGACAGUACUCCAAUCAACAUUUACCAGUCAGUUAUUAAAUCUUGGAAGUUAUUCACAUGUCCAGCCUGAAAAAUAUUCCAAUGUAGUUGCCAGUGUUGUACUUGAGGACUUACUGGGAUAUGUGUCUUCAAAACAUUCCUAUCUCAAAGAUCUGCCUCAGAGGCAGCAUCAGAAAAUGAACACUGUAGAGUUUGUGGAAUUGGAGCAACUGCAGCCUGAUACAUUAGUCCAUGCCGUACUCAGAGUACUGGAUGUCACUGUAUUGACAGAGGCAGUGUAUAGUUAUAGAGGACAGAAGCAAAGGAAAGUUCUGUUAACUGUGGAACAGGCUCAAGGUCAACAUUAUGUGCUUGUAUUGUGGGGUCCGGGAGCAGCCUGGUAUACUCAGCUUCAAAGGAAUAAAGAUCGUAUUUGGGAAUUUAAGUACCUUUUUGUUCAACGCAAUUGCAUACUAGAAAACUUAGAGUUGCAUACAACACUGUGGUCAUCCUGUGAGUGUCUGUUUGAGGACGAUACAAGAGCAAUUUCAUUUAGAACAAAAUUUCAAAAAAAUAUACCCUCCUUUGUCAAGACAUCAGACUUAGCAACUCACCUAAAGGAUAAGUAUUCAGGAGUGGUUCUGAUUAAAGCCAAGGUUUCAGAGCUGGUGUUUACUGUCCCAGCAGCUCAGAAGAUAGCUCUAAAUGCUCACAGUUCUCUGAAGGGUAUCUUCUCUUCUCUUCCCAACAUUACAUAUGCUGGCUGUGCGCAUUGUGGCUCAGAACUGGAAACAGAUGAGAACAGGGUCUACAGACAAUGUCUGAGCUGCUUGCCAUUUGCUGGGAAGAAAACAUUGUAUAGGCCAGCUUUAAUGACCAUAGUUGAUGGAAGACAUAGUACUUGUGUCCAUGUAGGGUCAAAGAUGAUGGAACGCAUUCUUCUCAACAUCUCUCCAGAUUGCCUCAACAGAGCGAUAGUACCUUCCUCCGAAGUCACCUACAGCAUGGUCGCAGCAGACUUGCUCCACUCCUUGUUGGCCAUCAGUGCAGAACCUUGUGUGUUGAAGAUUCAGAGCUUUUUCGAGUUGGAUGAAAACAGCUACCCACUGCAACAGGAAUUCUCCUUACUAGAUUUCUGUCCUGAUUCAUGGACGAUGUGGAGCCCGGGACUUUCUCUGAGGUCGGAGGAGGACACAGGCAGCAUUCCAAGGAAGGAGUGAUGAAAUAAGCUGUCUUUUGAAGAUUUAUUUAUUUUUUAUGUUUGUGAGUUUUGCCUGUGUAUAUCUGUGUACCAUGUCUGGUGCCCACAGAGGCCAGGAGAGGGGACUAGAUCCCCUGGGACUAGAGUAAUAUAUGGGUGUGAGCUGCCAAAUGGAUUCUGAGAAAGUGUUCUUAACUGCUGAGCCACCCACCCCUAUGAUCUGUGCUUUGAAAUAAAUGAAAUGACAGGGCUUUUGCCUGGAGUUUUUAAAAUAAAUAUUUUACUACCAUAAUAUAUUUAUACCAAAUAAAUUUAUAAGUUAAUUUUUAAAAGAAUUCUGUGAAGCUUUUAUUAUUUGCUUUUUUGUUGGUAUUCUUUUUAUUCUGGAGAAAUGAACUAACAAUAAAGGCAUAUAUCACAGUUCCUGA
Peromyscus maniculatus bairdii (prairie deer mouse) is the source of this 3626-nucleotide messenger RNA. RefSeq names its product shieldin complex subunit 2 (gene Shld2). Lineage: Eukaryota; Metazoa; Chordata; Mammalia; Rodentia; Cricetidae. Gene Ontology annotation, cellular component: nucleus; site of double-strand break. Gene Ontology annotation, biological process: regulation of double-strand break repair via homologous recombination. The record is from RefSeq and is a predicted model, not a curated record.